Molecule: messenger RNA, 1314 nt
Organism: Pogonomyrmex barbatus (red harvester ant)
Lineage: Eukaryota; Metazoa; Arthropoda; Insecta; Hymenoptera; Formicidae
Source: RefSeq, a predicted model, not a curated record
AUGACCGUUAUCACGCCAUCGCCACCAACAAUCGAAUCUACUGUCGAGUCCAUUGUCACCGACUCUGGCAUAACGGAGAAGGAGGAGGAGGAUAAGGUAGAAAUGCUAAAGAUACCGAUGACCGAGCAGGUUAUGGACCACAACAUACGGGUAAGCGACGUGCCUGACGUAGCGACAGAUGUGCCGGAUUUUAGCUUGGAGGAUAAGAACCGAGUGAUCCGCGAUGUGGCGUAUUUGAUUCGCGCCCAUAAAUUCCACGACUACGAUCGUCGAUACUAUAAAAGCGUAAAAGAAUCUGCGAGUAGGCUGUACGAGGAGUUCCCGAAACCUGGUCUGAGAUCCCUACACUGGGAAGUGCGUAAGCACUGUGAGGCGAGUUUCAUCGAAUGCCUCAAGUAUCUCAAUAGAAUCAUUAAGCUUACAGCCCUCAGGCGCGAGAACGACACGAUUACGAUCAUGAGACAGCAGAAGUGGAACCUGGCAAAUAAUACAAAGCAGAUUCUGGCCGCUCAGAGGGACUGCCAAGUAGCCCAAGGGCGUGACAAUCUCACCAUGAUUCCGUUUCAAGGUCCAAUCGAACGCUUCCAAUGGCGCACCACUGUCAGCUAUUAUAUGUGCUGGUACACGAUGCUCGGCAUCCCGGAUUUAGCUAUCUUCGGCGAGCCCUGCGACAAUCAUGCCAACUGCCUCGAUGAAUACGGUGUUCAUAAUAAGGAUCCACGAGCGGACGAUACGAAACCGUAUGCCUGCGCACUGUACAGUUUCUGCCCGGACAAUUGUUGUCCCAUGAAGCACAUCUGGUACAUGAAAGACUGUUACCAGUCACAGCGCAAUCCUUGCUACGCUGGGAAUCAACCAGCACAUCGAAAAUGCACGCUGAACCGGGACGAGAAUCGCGACUUGCAGGCGCUCAGAGCGAAUAAGAUAAACGUGAGUUGCGAAUGUCAUCGGCGCGGCUACGAGUGGUCCUCUAGAUUUGGGUUGUGCAUCGAUGUAAACGAAUGUAUUCGAGGCAUGCACAAUUGUUCGCGAAAUGCCGGGGAGAGUUGCCUGAAUUUACCCGGUCGUUAUGUCUGCGUCUGCCGACUUGGCUAUGUCUACAAUCCGGAAAUAAAACGGUGUCUUUACAGUCCGGACAUUAACAGAGUGUUGAAAAGCGCUUUCGAAGAACCACCGUCGAAGAUCAAGGAAGCGAAGAAAAAUAUGUUUUUCAAGAUCGCCGAAAUCAUUACCAGAUCUGCUGGAAUUAGCUACGUAUGUGAUUACAUCAAAUUUACAUUACUUUUAAUUACGUUGAUACACAGUGCCAUAUGA